AUGUCGCAGGUCCUCCGGAAUCCGGAGAAGGCUUCCGACCGACAGAAGAAAUGUCGAUUCGAAUUGAUUAUUACCCGGAUCUCCGAAUGGGCGAGUGUCCUUGCGCUCAAAUUUGAGCCAGUUCUGGUGCUGGGCGGAGUCGCUCUUCGUCCUGCCGGAUACGCGGCAUCUACAGUCUGGUAUGGUAAUCAUGCAUCCAUCCGUGGAUUCGCCGUGAUCGACGACAAAGUCCCCAAGGGUACGGUGCAACCGUCAAGUGGCUGCCAUGUCCGCGGAUGA
Aspergillus welwitschiae is the source of this 279-nucleotide messenger RNA. RefSeq lists its product as uncharacterized. The transcript has 2 exons. The coding region runs from base 1 to 279 and encodes 92 amino acids. Lineage: Eukaryota; Fungi; Ascomycota; Eurotiomycetes; Eurotiales; Aspergillaceae. The record is from RefSeq and is a predicted model, not a curated record.